Messenger RNA from Lymnaea stagnalis (great pond snail), 6498 nucleotides. NCBI's taxonomy places the organism in Eukaryota, Metazoa, Mollusca, Gastropoda, Lymnaeidae. The record is from the annotation of a GenBank genome assembly.
AUGGGAAAAGCUCAUAGGCCUUAUGUUUUUGUUUAUGGAGCAACGAACUUUAUCACGUCUCCUACUUACACUGUCACACCCGAAGUAAAAAAAAAAAAGAAGAAGAAAACCGUGUAUGAACAGAUCAUAGGCAUGACUGGUUCUUCCUUAAAUCUGCCGCAAUUGGCCAGGGAAGCCUCAAUAUCGGUAGUAGUCUCUGAAAAUGAUGACGCACAAAUGUUAACUCAAAUUGCUAGUGAAUCAGACACUGUCACUGUAACUACAAAUGGAGAGGUUAAAGAUAGCGAUUUCGAAAGUCACAAUGCAAGUGUACAAAAUAAUAUCAUUAAGCGCGAAGGAAGUGAUGUAUUUGAUUCAGACUCCAAUAUUCUCACACAAUGGAUAUAUAAAAAUAAUUUAGAUCGUGUCAUAAAGUAAGUUAAAAUUUUGUAAAUAAAAUAAAUUAACAAGGCGGAGUCCUAGACCUAAAACUAAAUGCCCUAUGAAUAAUUCAAACUCAGCUAAUAUUAUAAUUGAAAUUAUAUGACUUAAUUUUUUUUAUCUUGUCUUGCACAUUGGUGGAUGGUUGGUCAGAAACUUACCCAUGCCCAUGGCAUGGCCCAUGGUCCAUGGUUGGGUGCAUUUUUAAUUUUAACUCAGAAAUUUGAUUAAUUAUAUUAUUUUGGGGGGGAAUAAGUAUCUCAGUAAUUGAUCGAUUAUGUCUAAACUAAGUUGAUAUUUUUCAUUUUAAUGUAAGGUUCCAAACUUUGUUACCAAUUGCCAAAAGCUCACUUAAUAUUAAUAACAAAAAUAAACAUGAAAUGUGGGCUAUUUAUAAAAAAAAUAAUAGCCAAGGCUGGGUGCAAAAGGAGGAGGGUUGGCUUGAGGCCAGCUACCUCACUCAUAAAAACCAAUUGCUACAGAAAUGCCAACAAGAAAAAAACAAGAAAUUUCAGCCCUGAGAAAAGAGGGCUCUUCUUCUCCAAAAAAGAGCUAUGAAGCCUUGCGAUCAAACCAAGGCUAUACUGGAAGCCGAAGACCCUCCUUUAAACAAACAUAGACACGUGGAACAUCAGAACCAUGUACAAAAUAGGGAAAGCAGCACAGGUGGAGCAGUAAUGAGAACUUACAAACUCACACUGCUUUGCAUCUGUGAUAUAAAUUGUGUUCUUGUGGACGGCCUAUGCCCCAGACAGUGUAAAAAGCCAUAAGAAGAAGAAGAGAUAUUUUUAAAAAAAUACUAGGCUUAAUGACAUAAUGGUGUAAAUAAUUACUGAGUAUAAAUAAAAACUGUUGUUAAUUGCUCUAUAAUAAUUUCACAAUCAAAUGAAAAGGAUGAUAAUUAUUUAGUAAAUCAUAAAUAUUUAUUAAUUAUAAUUUAAAGUAGAAUACUUGUAUGCCACUUAACUAUCAUAAAACUGACCUAUUACUUUUUUUGCAGAUGUUUCGAAAGUGAGUCUGAUCCACUAAGAGCAGAAGCUUUGAUUGCUGUAAACAGCAGAGAUGACUUUGGCAAGACACCGUUAGAUGUUGUGGCAUGUCUAGGCCAAACAGAUGUAGUUAGACUUCUAAUUGAGAAAGGUGGUGCUGAUGUCAACAGCUGCAAUUCCAAAGGUAAGCUUUUUUUAGCUGAUUAAGUCAUACUUUAUUCUUUUUAAAACAUCAUUCUAUAGAGUUGUGGAUAUGGAUAUAUCAUUUAUCUGUUAAUUGAAGUGCAAAUAAGGGCAGUCUUGGGUUCUCAGGUGAUGGUAAAUGUUUAUGUGGCUCACAGUUAUGUAGAGAGCUUCUAUGAAAACUGCUAGAUACAUUUUACUUCAUAUCACCACUUUUCCCAAUUCAUUGCUUGCAUAUUCUACUAUAAUGCGUUGUUAGCAUUCAUUGGCAGCAUCUGGUGGUUGCAUCUGCUCUUAGCAUUCAUUGGUAUCAAACAAUGUUAGUAUUCAUUGAUAGCUCCAAACUAUCUUUUCAUCUAUCUUCUUAUGCUUUCAAGCUUUUGCAAAACAUUAUCACUGGGAAUAUCAACUAUAAAAUUUGAGCUUGUACUAAGAUUUUUUGUGUGUCUAUGUGUCAGAGCACUUCCAAGUUUGCUGAAUCCUCUACCUUUGGUAGUUGAAAGUUUUUACUCUGAGUUUAACUCCUCCCAAAGUAUAGCUGAUAAGUCCAUGUCAUCCAGAUUUUUGCUCUUAGCUGGAUCAGCCCCAAGAGGAUUAGACCCUGGUAUCUCUUGGUUGUUAGGCAGACAUGAAACAAUAGGUCACAAAAAAAGGACCCUAGUCCAACUUUCAACGACCUGGUCUAAUCCCUCAAUAAUAUGGACUAAUCUCUCACUAGCCUGGACUAAUUUCCACAUAAUUUGGUUUUAUCUCUCAAUAACCUAAACUUAUCUUCACAUAACCUGGUAUAAUAUCUCAAAAGCAUGGUCUAAUGUCUCAAUAGCCAGGACUAAUCUCCACAUAAUUUGGUAUAAUUUCUCAAUAACCUGAACUUAUCUCCACUUACUCUAGUCUAAUCUCUCAAUAACCUAGACUAAUCUCAAUAACCUGGACUAAUUUCCACACAAUUUGGUAUAAUCUCUCAAAUAACCUGAACUAAUCUCCCUAUAACCUGGGCUAAUCUCCCCAUGGACUGGUCUAAUAUCUUAAUAACCUGGACUAAUCUCCACAUAAUGUAGUCUAAUAUCCACAUAGCAUAAUCUAAUCUCCCCAUUGCAAGGUCUAUUGUCUCAAAAUUAACAUUAGCUAAUCUCUCUAUAACCUGGCGCUAUUCUACCCCCAAAGCACUGGCAUAGAUGCUACAAACUCUUCGACCACAGGAGGUCUCAGAUUUUUAAGGGGCCCAAAGUCAUGAUGGGGAACAUAAUUAAUAGACAGUAUAUUAUAUUGCAUUGAUGAAUUGUUAAAUGACAAAAAAUGGAAAAGUGUGUGAGGGCAAAAGCUUGGCUUCCCCGCCGUGGCAAGGUAUAUAAUUUUUAUAUUAACUUAUGUUCCUGUCACCAUAACCUGUUCUAAUCUCCCCAUCACAUAGUUUAGUCUCUCCAUAGCCUGGUCUAGUAUCCCCAUAAACUGACAUGUGUUCGUCACAAUGUGAUCAAGGUUUAGACUUUGCAGGAUAAAAUUACAUGGGCUGGGAUUUUUCGUUUGGAGGAUAACCUGGUUACCUAAAUGACAAAUUGUAUCACUCGAUGCACCAAGAGAACAUCGUAUGUGGAUGAUACAUCUUGGCACCAUUAGCAACACAGGAACCGCCUACAAAAUAUUCAUUUUGUCAGUGUUAUCCAAAUAAGGGACUCUAUCUUUUGGUUUGUAUUCAGGAUUCAGAAUUCUCUGAGAUGGGUAGCCGUCCAAGUUUAAUGAGUCCCAUCCACCCAAGGUGCUGGGGAUGUUUUUGCUUGUCUGGCUUUGGUGGGGAUUGAACACCAGACUACUAGUUAUUUGGAUGAAUCAGUUUGGACUGCUCAGCCACCCAGCACCCCAUAUCCACACAACCUGGUCUAGUAUCCCCAUAAUCUGGUCUAGUAUCCACAUAAUCUGGUCUAGUAUCCACAUAAUAUCAUCUAGUAUCCAUAUAAUCUGGUCUAAUCCCACAACAUCCCCCCCCCACACACACACACACAAAGUAUUUUUUUUUAAUUCAAAGGUUUCGUUUUUCCACUACAUAUUCUAAAAUAAUAAUACCCAUUACAGAUUCUGACUCUCAAGAGUCUUGUCUCUGUCACAUCAUCAUGGCUUAUACCUUUUUUUCCCCCUCAUACUUCUCUCCAAACCUUUAAUGUUUUUGUUGUUUUUUUAAAAAUAAAAUGUCAUAAAUAUUUCCAUCUCUUGGUCAAUAACAUAAUUAUUAAGUUAUAUUACAUUUUUAAACUAACAAUUGAAUUAUAGAUUUUAUACAUGAAGUGCCAUUAAACAAAUUUUUUUCCUGUGUAAAUUUUUUUGGGAAAUGACAUAUGUGUUUAUGAUAGAGCUCCUGCCAAAAAUUGUGCUUAUUUGUAUCGGUCAAUUAUCUUUUUUUUAAUAGAUUGUUCAAUGUUUUGCCAUGUUUCCAUGUAAGUUUGUGUCUGUUUGUUUCAAAAAUAAGUCCCAUAAAUCCUAAUACUAUCCCUUUUUACUAUUCCUAAAUCCAUCCAUCCCUGUGGUACUACAGCCUGUGUAGGACUUUGUCCUGUCUCACCACUUCCUUCCACAAUGAUCUAACUGAUGCUAUUUUUUCCAUGCUUGGGUUCCUAGCUGCUGCUCUCUUUUUCCACAUCAUCCAUCCGUCCAGGUCUGCCUUUGAGCUGUGUUCAUGUUGGACAGUGAUGUUUUGAUGUCUGUUAAUGUAAUUUUUUUUUCCACGUCUUGUUUUUGAUUUUCUUGUCGUUUUUGUGCAAAUGGUGUGUAAUUAUCUUGUAUAUUUGAAUAAUUUUUUUUUCUUUUUCAAAACGCUGCACAUAGUAUCUUUUAAAUGUGUUUAUUAUCUUUGGAGUAUCAGUGUGUGUUUCCCUUUCUGUAUCUAUGAUUUGUCCUAUAUGUCUGCUUUUUCAUGUGUUUUGUUCUAUUUUUAAAAAUUGCUUUGUAGGUGCUUCUGUGUUGUUUGUGAUAAUUAUACUUCUAACCUAUGCACCAUUUUAUUUAUGUUUUUGGAUUGUUUCUAGUUCUUCUUCUCAUUCUUGAAUGGUGUGGUGAAGUGGAUUGUUUGAUUUUUCUGUUGGUAUGAGUACCAGUAUUCUAAUUCCUUUUCCUUUUCUCUGAUUAUUUUCUGUGUAAGUGGGUUGCAAUUUUUUGUGUGACAUGUUUGAUUGUAGAAUUUAAAGUUCCCAGUUUUGCCCUUAUGUUUGUUGAUGUUAGUGUUAUAUAUAUAUAUAUAUAUAUUGCUAAAUUCAGUUAUUAAUAAUUUCUGUGUACUGAUUGGGUUCUAAAAGUGCAUUGUUGAAUUUCAAAUGAGGGCAUUUUUUUAAAAUGAUGUGUUUUUUUUUUUUAAAUUUUAAUUUUUACCCCUUUGUGAUCUUUAAAGAUUAAUAAUUAUUGAAUGUGUUUAGCUUCAUUGAUUGUGUCUAUUUUGGUAUGUAAAUUGAUCAAGUCAUCAAGUCUUGAUUAGUUAAUUUGGUGUUAAAAGUUUUGCUUGUAAAUAUUGUUUCUUUCCCUCCCUUGUGUAGUGUUCUGUAUGCGUCUACUAUGGUAUAAGUCUCUUUUAUGUAUUGUAUUUUAUGUUCAUAUCCUUUCUUCUAAAAUUAUAUAUUUCCUUUUUUGGUUUGUUGUGUCUAAACUUACAUGGCCUAGUCUCCAGAGUGAAUCCAUUAUUUUCUGGGAUCACCUGGUAUUGUUAACUUAUUCUUUGAUUUUAGGUUUUUAAAUGAAUAAAUUAUUGGAUAAAUAUGCUUUGGGACAAUUUGAAACACAUUCACCUAGAAUUUAAAUAAAUGCAGGUUAUACAGCUCUUCAUUUUGCUGCUGCCUGGGGAAGAAUUUCAGUUUUGAAGGUUCUUGUGGAGAAGGGAGGUAAUCUUCAGCUUAUAAAUGUCUUUAAUGAACGUCCAAGGGAGACAGCUCUGCGGUAUAAUCAAGUGGAAUGUGUGGAAUUCAUUGAUUUGUCCGGUUUGUAACCCCACAUUUAUUUGUCUUUAUUAUUUUAACUAAAGAGUUACAGACAUUUAUCAAAACUGUUGAUGCCAAGAACGCAGUCAGUUGUUAGCAAAGUUUUUUCUACUUCCUUUCUAGCUUAAAAAAAAAAAGUAGCUUUCCUUUUUUAUGCUAUGUUUUUUUGCAAGGAGAAAAACAUUCAAUUUAAUAAUCAAAUUUUGAUUUUGAUUUAAAACAAUUAUUAUACACUUUUAAUUAAUCAACAGAAGCAAAAAUUUUAUUACAAGAAGCAAUAGCUGUGGCUGAAGAUGCUAUUUACGAUCCUGUUGACAAAACUGCUCUGAGCAGACUGACCAGAGAAGAAAAGGUAACCCCAGAGGCAGGAUUAUUUAAAUUGUGUCACUUAACUGAGUAUCUCAAACAUGUUUUUAGCAGUGAAAAGAAAACAUAAUAAGAUAAAAUAUUUUUUCUCAAUUUAUAUGACCGGAUAACAUACUCAAAAUAAAUAUUGGAUUUAUGUCUUAUUUAAUUCAAUUAUUGAAUUAAUGAUUCCCAUUUGAUAUAAUCACUGCACUUUUAAAGUUUCAUGUAAUGUAAUCAUUGAAUGUAAUAAGUCUCAUCAUUAAAUUGAUAAGUUUCAGAAUAAGAUUAAACGUUUUUCUUCAAGAAAUCUUGUUACUUGUCAUGGCAAUUAGCAGAUUAAUGUUGUCAUUUAACACAGCUAAAUCUUGUCAUUUAACACAGCUAAAUCUUGUCACUUUAUUGUCCCAAUUAUCCUGCAGUAUACUGUAGUGAAUGCUUGUAAAGAAAAACAAGAGUGGUUGGAAAACAACAAGCAGGCCGUUGUCCGUGACUAUGUAGCCCAACGCUUGUCUCUCUGUGAAACUGUCAACCCCAUUCUCAACAAAAUUGCAGAAUCAAGUAAGUGUGGCUAUGAUCCAAUAAGAUUAUUAAAUAAUCAUAUU